CCAGCUCUUUCUACACAAAGCCUGCUGUGUUUCUGUCCUCAUCUUAUUAUAAGAUUAGGCUUUGAGGUAACAGGCGCGCAAAUUGCAGUCGACCCUUAACAGAACACAAGAAAGUCUAACAAACUUCAUAGUUCAAUCACAGUUUAAAGCCUGGAACAUGAAAUAACAUCAAAUGUUAUGACAUGUGAAACAAGACAGGUCAUCAAGGAGAAGAGUGUCCUGACAAGUCAUGAGCGGAAGUUGGUAAAACCAGGUGUUAAAUGCUGUUUCAUUUUUGUUUUUUUGUUUUUUUUUUGUGAGAGAGUUUAGAAUUGUGGCUCUUCGAUUGAAUUCUGCACUAUGAUCUAUUAAUAGGCGUAGAGGCAGAGAGUCCACAUCCUCUCUGACAAAAUCAUGUUGAAGCCUAAAUCUCCUCCCUGCUGAGGGGGACUGGAAUGUGUGGGAGAAAUUCAACCAAAGUCCAGCAGCAGCAGAGUCAGAGAAACUUUCUUCCUCCUGCUUCACCAUGCCAGCCACCGUGAACAGCAGCAAAGUCGAACUGGAACCUUUUGAAUAUUCGUAUUAUGACUAUUCUGACUGGUACUCGGACAACGCAGAGCCAACCAAACCUCCCAAAGAAAUUAUUCCACCAUGUGAUCCACUAGCAGAAGACAGGCUGUUCCACACCUGCAUCCUGCCCAUAUCUCUCCUCAUCAUGUUGAUCCUGGCCGCGGUGGUGAGGAAGAAGAAGGUCUUCCAGGGAUUCACCAGAGGAUCAUCCAGCAUCUUCAGCCCCACAAACUUCCUGGAUCAGACUCAAAACAAAGGCGUGGUAAUGGCUGUUUUCGGACUAGUCUUCAGUAAACUGGCGGUCUUGGUGAUUGCGCCGGACCCUCUGCCAUUCUCCAAAGAUACGCCGGUAGAAAUUAAAGAGUUCAUGAAGAUUAUUGCGAUCUUCUACUACCCUGUUUUCUACUACCCCCUGGUGGCCUGCAGCACACUGCAGCAUAAAGCCGGCUACGUGUUUGGAUCGCUGCUUUCCUUCACUCACUUCGCGGUCCUGCUCUGGCAGAAGUUCGACUGUCCCAAGACGCCAGAGAUCCACAAGUUCUACCUGCUGCUGGCCAGUCUCCCUCAGCUGGUUUGUCUGGCCUUCAUCUGCGUGCAGUACGGUUUGCUCUUCAUCAAAGGAUCCAACAACGACGAGGACCUUGACAGCAGCUACUACUCCAGCUAUGUCAAGUCACUUCUCAAGAAGAAGCCCUCAACCAGCAGCUCGUCCACUCCAGGCAAGAAGUCAUUGGCAGAAAGAAUACUUGACGUUCCAAAAAGUUACAUCUAUCUCCCAGAAAAAGCAUUUCGUUUCCCACUCAAGCUCGCUGUGUCCACAAUGGUGGCGUUCAUGGCCAUCUAUCAUACGGCCUUGCUGCUGGUGGUCACAGUGGUUCCGACUCUUCACAUCGUCCGUGCCGGGAUUGAUGAAAACAUAGCCUUCCUGCUGCUGGGCUUUGGCGUUGUUCUCUCUGAAGACCGGAUGGAGGUGGUGAGGAUUGUAACGUUCUACACCUGGUUGUUGGAAGUGUGUUACCUGUGUGCGAUGACCCUGUCAUGCGUGAUCAGUCUGGUGAUGCUCAUGAGGUCCCUGGUGCUUCACAGGACCAACCUCAGAGGUCUAUACAAGGGGGACGUCUACAGUCUGUACAACAGCCAGAAGACAAUUCGUCCUUCAAAAAGUGGCGUGGUCUGUUGGCUGGGUCUGACUGGAUACCAGGCUGCCAUCGUCAGUCUGGCUUUGGCGAUUCAGACGGUGGUGUUUUUCAUUUGUUUCCUGUUCCUGGUGUUUCUCAUCAUCAUCCCUGUUUUUCAUGGACGAAACCUUUUUGUUUUUGAAAUUUUGGGAAAGGCAUGGCCGGGGUGGGUCACUCUGAUCCUGGUGACCGGGCUCCAGCACGUGGCGGCUAAGUUUUUGUUUGUCAGAAAAGAAGCUGGAACCAGAGACCUGCACAACAGAGAGAGUCUCUUUCUUCUGACGUACCUGCUGUUCCUCAUUAACACCGUCAUUGGACUGAUCGUGGGCAUAUGGCGGAUGGUUAUUACAGCUCUCUACAACAUCAUUCACCUGGGCCGUAUGGACAUCAGUCUUCUGCACCGCACGGCUGAACCCUACGACCCUGCCUACCAUUACUACACCAGCUUCCUAAAGUUGGAGGUGAGCCAGUCCCACCCGGUGAUGAAGGCUUUCUGUGGCCUCCUGCUGGACAUGAUGGUGGAGGGAGGCAGAGUGGGACAGAAGAUACGAGACGCAGAGGAAGGGAUCCAGGAGAACAGACCGAACAAGGCGGCCAGCAGUCAGCGGAUUCGAUCUCGUUGGCAUCUGGUGUACACACUGGUCAACAACCCCUCACUGCUGGGUUGCAGGAAACACUUCCAGAGCCUGCAGACUUCAGAGAGCAUCCUGAACGGCACCCCAAAGCGCAGCUCCAAGAAAGGCAGCAAGAGGGAAGCUGGGAAAACCACAGCCGAGACUGUGGAGCCUGCAGAGAGCCAGCCCACUCAGGACACCACCGAGUGACUCUUGUGCCUAAAAUAUGGGUUGUAUCUACUGUGCAGAAUUUGAAAACGUGUGUGUGCAUGUUGAAGAAAUAGAACAGCUGUUUUUUCAAAGACGUGAGGACAACAAAUAUAUUAACGCAAUUCAUACAUCCGUUUUACGUUGACAGUAAGAUAAAUUAAAUACGAUCAAAAACGUGGUGUUAUGAAGAUAAUAAGAUAUCAUUUACAGUCCUAGAAUGUGACGUUUAUUCUCUUGUAUGCUAAUCAUUUUUCGCUCUGGUGUUGCUGCUGGCCUGAUGCCUUAAGGCUAUUUUCCCAUUCAGAAGGACCA
Messenger RNA from Synchiropus splendidus (mandarinfish), 2863 nucleotides. RefSeq names its product receptor for retinol uptake stra6-like. Gene Ontology annotation, biological process: vitamin A import into cell. The transcript has 17 exons. Gene Ontology annotation, cellular component: plasma membrane. The record is from RefSeq and is a predicted model, not a curated record. Gene Ontology annotation, molecular function: retinol transmembrane transporter activity; signaling receptor activity. Bases 506 to 2551 code for a protein of 681 amino acids. NCBI's taxonomy places the organism in Eukaryota, Metazoa, Chordata, Actinopteri, Syngnathiformes, Callionymidae.